AUGGACCCCCAAGAAUCUCAAACAGCUGACUCAACCCUCCAACCUGACCAUCUAUACAAUGGAAGACGAGCUUCCCUGUCUCUCGACAUCGUAGUCAUAGGAUGUGGUCUAGGCGGUCUCGCUGCUGCAUACUGCCUCGCACAGGCAGGUCACAAAGUUACCAUCCUUGAAGCGGCACCCGCCAUCGGUGACGUGGGCGCUGGCAUCCAAGCCAGCCCUAACGUCUCGCGUCUCUUAAAGCGUUGGGGUCUCGGCCCACAUCUCGAGGAGCUUGGCGUCAAACCACAAAAUUUGAGCAUCAGACGAUGGAAGAAUGAUGAAGUUGUGGGGUAUACGCCAUUCGGAGAGACGUUCGUGAAGGAAUACGGUUCCCCUUAUUACCACGUACACCGAGCUGAUUUCCACCGUAUGCUCUACAACGUCACCGAGCCAUACUGUAACAUCCGUGUCGAUUGCCGUGUUGUUUCCGUGGACCCGUCAAAACCUAGUGUGACCCUUGCAUCUGGGGAGGUCGUAUACGCUGACAUACUCAUUGGCGCCGACGGAGUCAAAAGUAUCACUCGGGAGUAUGUCAUAGGCGGGCCCGAUGCGCCCAAGGCUACUGGUGACUCUGCUUACAGAGCCCUCAUCCCGACCGAGUUACUAUUGCAGGAUGAUGACCUACGACCACUGGUGGAGAAAACGGAAUCGAUUAUAUGGAUGGGUCCGAAUGGUCAUAUUGUUGGUUAUAAUAUUCGUGCCAAGAAAGAAUAUAACCUCGUCAUGAUGCACCCUGAUGACGUUGAAGGGGGUAUAGAAUCGUGGACUGCUGGAGGCAAUGUGGAACGAAUGAGAGAGUUCUACAAAGGAUGGAACAGUAGUAUCCAAAAACUUCUGGCCCUUAUUCCAACAACGCUCGAUUGGAAGUUGAUGGUCCGAGACCCACUGCCUUCGUGGAUUCACAAGGAUGGCAAGUUGGCCUUGUUGGGCGACUCAUGCCACCCAAUGCUGCCGUACCGCGCACAAGGGUCAGCCAUGGCGAUCGAAGAUGCUGCUGUCCUAGGCAACCUAUUCUCACACUGCUCGGAUCGUUCGCAGAUCACGCCGCUACUUUACGCAUACCAGUCUAUCCGAUACGACCGUGCCACCGCGACGCAGACGUCCUCAAAUCUCAACCGGUUCAUAUUCCACAAACCCGACGGACCAGAGCAGGAAGAGCGCGAUAACCAGAUGCGUGCGGCGAUGGAGGACGCUUUACGCGUUGCGCGCGGCGAGGAGAGCACGCUUGUGUUGGAUGGCAAUGCUAAUCAGUGGGCUGAUAAGACGAAGAGCGACAUCCAAUAUGGACAUGACGCGGAUGAGGAAACGGAAAAGUGGUGGCUUGCGAAUGGCGAUAAGUUGAUGAGCUUCGUCCCUACAUCCGAAGCGGUAAAUUGA
Molecule: messenger RNA, 1416 nt
Organism: Suillus bovinus
Lineage: Eukaryota; Fungi; Basidiomycota; Agaricomycetes; Boletales; Suillaceae
Exons: 8
Coding region: 1-1416 (471 amino acids)
Biological process (GO): secondary metabolite biosynthetic process
Molecular function (GO): FAD binding; monooxygenase activity
Source: RefSeq, a predicted model, not a curated record